UGUUCCUUCUGCCGUGUCCGUUAUACUUGGCACUGCUCUCGCAAACUAUUACCCUGGCUCAGCUGAGCGCACUUCUCUCUCUCUGGCACGUUCACUCUCUCACGCGCGCGCACUCUCUCUCUCGAAGACUGCGGCUAUAAAAGUCAGCUGCGCUCUGAUCCCGGUACUCAUUUGUUCUCAGCUCGUCGUCGUGUAAACAUCCAUCCAUCGACCUUUUAUUCUCGUAUCGUUCGCUCUGCUUUGCUCGUUCGUGUGGUGGUUUCUCUGGAUUAUUACUAAUAUUAACCAAAAAAAAUAUGAAAAUGUUGAAAAAACGGACACAUUAACAAACAACCACAUAAAUAUUCAUACCUACACAAAUGCAAUACUAGUUUAUAAUUAAAAACAAAUACAAAUGCAGCCAAUAACGGACUACCAAGUGCAAACCUAAUAAAAACCAACAACAAGAUCAAACGAAAGGAAACUGUAAAUUUCCAACGAAAAUAAAACAAACUGUAAAUGUGUGCCCACAAGUGACGAAGGAAACUAAAAAAAAUUGUGUUUUAGCAAUUUUUUUAAGCGACCAAUAUCUAAAGGAAUCAAAAAUAUUACAAAUUUUUUUGUGAAAAACUCCAAAACAACAAAAAUCAAUUUUCAAAAUGCUGUGGGAAACAAUUGCCGAAGAAACCAACUGCACGAUGGAUUGCAAUAGUAGCAGCAAUAAGAUGAACAAUGCCUCCUCCACACGCCGUGCUCGUCGAUCGCUCGACUUGAUGGCCAUGGAUUCAGAAGAUUUGUCCUUCUACGAUGAGGAGCUACCAAUGGCUCCACAACAGCGCUCACAAAGUCCCGAAUUGAUGGGUCUGCUCUCACCCGAAGGAUCGCCGCAACGAUUUGAAAUUGUGCGCCAACAGAAGCUACCAAUGCCCAGCUCGAUGGCCAGCAGUAAUCAUCACUCUAGUGCCACUCCAGCACGCAGUUUUCGCGUAUUCAAUAGCCUAUCAUCCACUUGCUCUAUGGAAUCCUCCAUGGAUGAUGAGUACAUGGAGCUAUUUGAAAUGGAAUCGCUGGCUGGCCAGCAAUCGAGCUCAUUGGGUUUUCCAAGUGGUCUUAAUUCCCUGAUCAGUGGACAAAUCAUUAAAGUAGCUUCUCCAGCCACUACAACCAAAUCGCCAAACUCAUCAUUGACCAUGAUGCGUCGUCCCUCGGUCCGUCGCUGUCUCAGCAUGACCGAAACGAAUAGCAAUCAGCUAACGCUAUCCCAACAAACACAACCAAAGACGCCAGAAAUUCUAAAAGAGACUGCCCGGGAUUGCUUCAAGCGUCCCGAUCCACCAGCAUCGGCCAGCUGCUCGCCCAUACAGAGCAAGCGUCAUCGCUGUGCUGAAAAGGAGAACUGCCCCGCCUCACCCGCCGCCACCGUACUAACACCCACACCCGCCACCAACAGCAGCACAAUCAUCUCGCACCCACCACCAUUGCGAAAAUGUAUGUCCCUGAACGAUGCCGAGAUCAUGUCUGCUUUGGCUCGCUCCGAAAAUCGCAAUGAACCCGAAUUGAUUGGUGACUUUAGCAAGACCUAUUGCCUGCCCCUGAUGGAGGGACGUCAUCGUGAUCUCAAGUCAAUCUCAAGCAAUACAGUGGCUCGUCUGCUUAGUGGGGAAUUUAAUGACCAGGUGGCCAGCUAUCGCAUCAUUGACUGCCGGUAUCCAUACGAAUUCGAAGGCGGACACAUUGAGGGCGCCAAGAAUCUAUAUACCCAUGAACAGAUUCUCGAAGAGUUCCUGUCCACCCAACAGACUGAGCUGCAGCAGCAGCAGAAUAAUGAAUCGGGCAGCAAGCGUAACAUUAUCAUUUUCCAUUGCGAAUUCUCAUCGGAGCGUGGACCAAAAAUGUCGCGUUUCCUGCGCAAUUUGGACCGUGAGCGCAAUACAAAUGCCUAUCCGGCUCUGCAUUAUCCGGAGAUUUAUCUUCUACACAAUGGCUACAAAGAGUUCUAUGAGACGCACUCUGAAAUGUGCGAACCUCAGACAUAUCGCCCCAUGCUGGAACCAGCCUACAAUGAAGCCUAUCGCCAUUUCCGUGCCAAAUCCAAGUCAUGGAAUGGUGAGGGCGGUCUGGGCGGUGCCACCGGAAGGCUAAAGAAGUCACGAUCACGGCUUAUGCUGUGAUGACCUUAACUUAAAAGGGGAGGGGGUGUAUAAUUAUUGUACAUAUAUAGAUAUAUAAUCUGAAUGUAAAAUGGAGGAGAGACAGGAACCUGGGUAUUUAUUUCACUAAAGAUUUUUAAGUUGAUUUUUGUUGAUUUUCAUUUGUUAAAUUAGAGUUUAAGGACCGAAAAGACCACCCACCAACACACUCACACACACACACACACACACACACACAAUUUAUUUUCCCAUUUAAUGUAAACUCGAUUUUUAUUUAGUUUCUUUUGUUUUUGAAUGGAUAUUUUGGCUUUAGUUGAAUAUUAUUUUUUAGCACUUUAGUUCAAAUUUUAACGUAACAAACAAACAAAAAAUGUGCAUUAUAAGCUAAAAAAAAAAAACACAAUUAAAAAAAACAAAAAACAUACAACCGAAAUUAUAUACUGUCAUUAAUUUUAAGUAAAAACAAAUCCCUUAAUCAUGACUAGUUAGUUACAUAAGCAGUUAAACAAAAUGGCUAAAAAAUCUCAAAAAUCGCACACACACACACACACAACUCAUUCAACAAACAUUUACAACAUUUUAAAUUUAAACAAUUUCUAAGUAUUACAUACAUAAGGAUGGAGAGAAAAGUCGAAAGUUAAAAACUUCUGCUCGGUACAAUUUACGCUUAUUAUUUGUUUUAAUUUUUAUAAUUGUAAUUCAUCCCAAAACAAAACUCUCGAAAAACAAAAAACAAAAGAAAGUCCCCACCCCCUAAUUAUUUUGUAAUGAUUAUUUUAAGCAAAGCUUAUUUUUGCAUCAAAAAAGGCAAUAUUAUUGAACAAAGAUGUCCGAAAAAUUUUAAAUAUAACUUAAGAACUGAACUGAAAACAAA
This is a messenger RNA of Drosophila willistoni, 3003 nucleotides long. RefSeq names its product M-phase inducer phosphatase. The transcript has 2 exons. Gene Ontology annotation, cellular component: cytoplasm; nucleus. Lineage: Eukaryota; Metazoa; Arthropoda; Insecta; Diptera; Drosophilidae. Bases 639 to 2150 code for a protein of 503 amino acids. Gene Ontology annotation, biological process: protein dephosphorylation; G2/M transition of mitotic cell cycle; positive regulation of G2/M transition of mitotic cell cycle. Gene Ontology annotation, molecular function: protein tyrosine phosphatase activity. The record is from RefSeq and is a predicted model, not a curated record.